Molecule: messenger RNA, 642 nt
Organism: Knipowitschia caucasica
Lineage: Eukaryota; Metazoa; Chordata; Actinopteri; Gobiiformes; Gobiidae
Source: the annotation of a GenBank genome assembly
AUGAAGACUUUGCUGCUUCUCUCCGUUUUGUGCGGGCUCCUCGCUGUUGGUCCAGUCAACGCUGUCCCUGUGGAAGCGACUGCAGAAGAAGAGGUGUCCAGUGUCUCAGGUUAUGUUCCAGCUGAAGAGGUGUUGACAGAAGAGGGAGACUCUGGAGAAUACGUACAAAAAACAGUAAAAACAGCUGAAGACGGUGCUCCAUAUUUCCAGUCAAAUGAACAACCUCUCGCUUCCAUUUCUCGCGCAGCCGCAGCUCGGUCAAAGGCGAGUUGCCCUCAGGGAUGGCGUCUGUAUAAGGAGAACUGUUUAAUGUUCAUGAACCUGAGUUACACCUGGAACAACGCUGACGCCAUGUGUGAGAGUCUGGGGGCGAGUCUGGCCUCGGCUCACGACCUGGGAGAGUACAGCUUCCUGAAGCAGCUCACCUGGAGAGCCGGCUUCCUCACCGCCUGGAUGGGAGGUUACCGCUUCCAGGGUUUCUGGAAAUGGGAAGACGGCACGCCCUUUGACUACAACAACUGGUACCAAUCCACCAGCUACGAAUGUGUCCAUCUGAACAGCCAAGAGUCCAGAGGUUGGACGAGCGCCACCUGCACCACUCUCCACCCUUUCAUCUGCUCAAUCAAACUCUAUCCCUGCUAA